Sorghum bicolor (sorghum) is the source of this 1645-nucleotide messenger RNA. Its product is annotated as heptahelical transmembrane protein ADIPOR2. Lineage: Eukaryota; Viridiplantae; Streptophyta; Magnoliopsida; Poales; Poaceae. Gene Ontology annotation, cellular component: membrane. Gene Ontology annotation, biological process: response to hormone. The transcript has 3 exons. The coding region runs from base 357 to 1523 and encodes 388 amino acids. The record is from RefSeq and is a predicted model, not a curated record. Gene Ontology annotation, molecular function: signaling receptor activity.
UUCCGAUCAGAGCAUUUAGGCAACGAGUAUCUCGCGAUUCCGAUCGAAUCACUGCCCGAUGCCCAUCCAAAACCAAAACCGUAGCGAGUUUAGUGACUCAGCAGAAUCCGAGUUGUAAAGGGCUACAACUGAAAAGACACAAGACUCCCCCUGCCGGCACAGCCAGCACGUCUGGGUCUAGCCGUCUACGUACUACAUAAGCUGGGGGCGUGAGCGGCUCGGACACAAGCUAGCCCAAAGACAACGACUUUCCAGUCCGCCUCGCCUUCCGUCCGGUGUGCGGGGCUUCCCACGCACACGCACGCACGCACGCACGCCCGCCAGGGUCACGAGUCGGACGGGUGCACACAUCAGACAUGGCCACCACCACGACGGUGACGACGACGACGACGACGACGGUGAGCGCGCGCGGGGGCUGCUGCGCCCUCGCGGCGGCCGCGGACGUCGUGCCGCUGCCGGCGUCGCGAGAGGAGGAGCAGCAGCAGCGGCCGGCGAAAGCGGCGGAGGAGGCGCAGCUGCUGCCGCGGCUGGUGCGGUUCGAGGAGCUGCCGGACUACCUGCGGGACAACGAGUUCAUCCACGCCCACUACCGCUGCGAGUGGUCCGUCCGCGACGCGCUCCGCAGCGCCUUCGCCUGGCACAACGAGACGCUCAACGUCUGGAGCCAUCUUGGAGGCUUCUUCCUGUUCCUCUACCUCGCCGUCGCCGAGCCAACGGCGAAGGUAACCGCCGCCGCCGGAGCCAGCGCCGCCCAGGGCAUCGUGACGUUCGUGCUGGCGUCAGCCAACUCCUCGUGGUCUUCGUGGGAGACCAGCAGCAACUCGAGCUUGACGUUGAGCAAUGGUUUAACGACGGCCGUGUUCGGGAGCAGCGACGGCCACGGCCAUGGCCACGCGGUGCCGAGGUGGCCGCGGACGGUGUUCCUGGCGGGCGCGAUGACGUGCCUAGCCGUGAGCGCGGCGGCGCACCUGCUGGCGUGCCACUCGCGGCGCUUCAGCCGCCUCUUCUGGCAGCUGGACUACGCCGGGAUCGCCGUCAUGAUCGUGGCCUCCUUCUUCCCGCCGGUCUACUACGCGUUCCUCGGCCUGGCGCGCACCCAGCUCGUCUACCUGUCCGCCAUCACGCUGCUGGGCCUGCUGGUGGUGGCGCUGCUGCUGGCGCCCGCGCGGUCGUCGCCGCGCCUGCGCCACCUCCGCGCGGGGCUCUUCGUGUCCAUGGCGUUCUCCGGGGUGCUGCCGGCGCUGCACGCGCUGUGGCUCAACUGGGCACACCGCGAGUGCCACCUCGCGCUGGCGCUCGAGCUCGCCAUGGGGCUCGUGUACGCCGCCGGCGCCGGGUUCUACGUCACCCGCGUGCCGGAGAGGUGGAGACCGGGAAAGUUCGACUGCGUUGGGCAUAGCCACCAGAUCUUCCACGUGCUCGUGCUCGCCGGCGCGCUCACGCACUACGCCGCCACCGCCAUCCUCAUCGACUGGCGAGAGGCGAUGGCCGCCGCUGCCGGUGGGGCGUCGGCGCUCUUGUGACUUGUGAUUCCAACGCAGUGCAAUGUAUAUGUAGGUGAUGGGAGCGCUAUCGAUUCAUUCAUUCUUUGUACUUGUACGCGAUGUAAUCGAUUUAUUUUAUGUCAAAUCGAAAUAUUUCUGCA